AGUGGUCUGUGAACAGAGCAGGAGACAGAGCAGCAGCACAGUGCGUAUAGCUGAGACAUGGAGGCAGAGCUGCUCCCAUAAACCAGAGAGGAGGAGGAGGAGGACGCAUCAGAUGAAGAAGAGGGAGCUGCAUGAUGUGUGAUCCUGGGGAGUGAACAUCCUCUCAGCAGAGCCUCACACACACGCACGCACACACACACACCAGCGUCAUGGAGCCAGUCCUGCAUUGAGCCUCUCCUCGGUGGGUUGGCAUGGCCCAGUGAUGAACGGAGCGGUGGUGCCCGGUAGCCCGGAGCUCUCCUCCUCGUGCCCACUGCCUGACUGGCGAGAGUUCUGUGAGCUCCAUGCUCGAGCCUCUGCUGCAGACUUCGCUGACAAGUUCCAGCGCUUCUUGUUGGAGAACCCGUGCUACGACUCGCCCGGCGCAGAUGCGAGCUUCUCACAGCACUUUGCCCAACACUUUCUGGAGUGCUUCUCUGCUGCUGUGACCCAGGCCCGGGAGAACCAGGCGUCCUCGCCAGGAGAGGACGGCUCCAACGCGGCACCCAAGUACAGCAUUGUUCCUUUCCUGGGAAUCCAGGGCUGCCCAUUAUCCUACGGUCACGACCUCUACCAGAGACGUAAGGACGCUGGGGCUUCAAGUGAAUCCCUGGACAGUAUGGACAGCGGAGGGGGAGGGAUAGAUGGGGGAGGCAGUGGCACCCCUCGAGGCCCCCAGCCGGCCCACAAGGUGUCUGCUCUGGGACAGUCUCGCAGCUCAGAGGACGUUUCAGUCAAUCACCCAAAGGCUCGCUUCAAGAAGGGCUUCUCCCUGAGGAACAUGAGCCUGUGUGUGGUGGAUGGGGUGAAGGAGAUGUGGCACCGACGGGCCUCCCCAGAACCCGACGCUCCCUCUGGAGCCAGGAAAGCUAACGGUGGAGGUGGAGGUGCAGGAGGAGGAGGUGGGGAGGCUGCAGGGGGAGAGAGGUGGUCCCAGAAGCUGCGGCUUCCCAGGGGUUCCCAGGGCCACAAGGCCGAGAUGCUGGAAAUCCAGAGGGAGGGGGUGCUGAGGUACAUGGUGGCUGAUGACACAAACUGUAUGGGCGCCGCACAGUGGCAGAAGUGUCGCCUCCUGCUGAGGAAGACGAAGAGGGAGGAAGGAGGGGAGAGGUUCCUGCUGGAGUUCUACGUGCCACCCAAGUCCUCAAAGCCUAAAGUGAGCAUCCCUCUGUCAGCCAUCGUGGAGGUGAGGACCACCAUGCCGCUGGAGAUGCCUGACAAGGACAACACCUUUGUUCUGAAGGUGGAAAAUGGGGGAGAGUACAUCCUGGAAACCAUUGACUCGCUGCAGAAGAACUCCUGGGUUGCUGACAUUCAGGACUGCACAGACCCGGGGGACAGCGGCGAUGACAUCGAGCUGGCGUCGUGUCCUCAUGGUCAGGCCUCCAAAGACUGCUCCAUGGUGGCCUCCUGCAGCUGUGAGCUGCUGUCUGAGGGGGUGUAUCGUGCUCCAGAGAGGUCGUGCCCUACAGCAGCAGAGCACUACAGCGCCCCCUCAGUCCGCUGCAGGGAACCCCCCUUCACCCAGCACCCAUCCCACAUGCCUUUAGAGCGCUUCCUCCAGUCUCCUGAGGCCCAGGCCUGCAACUCUUCUGCAGGUUGCAGUGAAGGUGCAAAAGACUCGGAUGGCGAUGCCAGCCUGGCAGGUUACCCAUGGUUCCACGGUACGUUGUCUCGCGUGCGUGCAGCCCAGCUGGUGCUUGCAGGCGGGGCCAGGAGCCACGGGCUCUUUGUGAUUCGUCAGAGCGAGACACGGCCGGGCGAAUACGUCCUCACCUUCAACUUCCAGGGCAAAGCCAAGCAUUUGCGCUUGUCGGUGAAUGAGAACGGGCAGUGCCACGUCCACCACCUGUGGUUCCACACUGUGUCGGACAUGUUGAGACACUUCCACGCCCACCCAAUCCCCCUUGAGUCUGGGGGCUCGGCUGACAUCACAUUACGCUCCUAUGUGCAGGUGCAGCGAAGCUCCACCACAGAUGUGACUGUGCCUCCAGUCCCAACCCCACCCAGGGAUACAGGCUGCCGGACAGAUUCGGCCCAGCCAGCCCUCCACCCCCCCGGGAUGACAGCGCCUGCGGGGCCUCCCCCUGACACCCCGCUCUCAUCGAGCACCUCCUCAUCGCCCACCACCCUUCCCUCCCUCUCCCGCAGCGACCCAGGUACUGGAGGAGGAGUGGGAGGAGGGUUACAGAGCCGGAGCACCAGCUCUGAGCGUCUGCUGGAGGCCUCUACUGGGGCAUCCGAGGACUACCAUGACGCUGAUGGGACCCGCAGGGCCCGAGCUGUGGAGAACCAGUAUUCUUUCUACUAAAGCCACCCAGGGCUGGGUUCAGUCAUGUAUUUUCUGGACUGGAUGAUGUGCAGAAAGUCGGAGGUGACAUGGGAUGUUGAAAAUGAUCCAAAUCACAGGAUCAUCCGUUGUUUUGUUUGUUUCAAGGCAAUUUCCUGUUUCUCUGAUCUGAGAUAGGGGACUAGAUAAUGGCACACCCACGUGUCUAUGCUGAUAAAUCCCUCAGGCUCUUUCAAAUUUACUUGUCAAGGGACGGGAGUACACAGAUGUAUAGAGGGCUACAGGCAGAACAGAGAGGUUUAGAUGUAGGAAAUGCAAUGGCGAAGAUAAACACAGGCGGAGAAAGCAAGAGGAAGUCAUCUAGUGGGGUCGUGUUGCUUUGAUUCACCUCUUCUAACCACUUCCUGUUCACUCUCGCCCACACUUCCCUGGGAGCAGAGCCCGUGUCACCACUCCGCUGAAGGACUGAGAGAUUGAAAUGACCCUGAAGAGAUAGUCCCUCCCUUCAGAGCUCCCGAGAGCAUCCAAUUGAUGUUUGUAAAGCUGCUUCGAGUCUGUCCCGGAUAUCCUCACUGUCCCCGUGGGGUUUCCCUACAAAGUCUCUGCUCUACACUAACAUCAGUGCAGCAAUCAUGGGUGUGUUAGUGUUAGCUCUGGGAUGUUUUACUGAAACGUGUACAGCCUAAAGGGUCUUAGUGCCUGACAGUUCCCUUGGACUUGAACGGAUUGUUGCCUAUAGUGAUGAAGCGGAGGAUGUUGACAAAUAUUCACAACGGCCCAUGAAUUAAACGCAGGCGAUUAUUUUACUCAUCGGUUUCUGCUUAAAACACACCGAUCACACAUAUCUCUGCAUACUGAAAGGGGAUUCGUUCUCACAGUUAUGUUGGUAGCUGCAACAUACACGCAGGUGGUCAUAUUUUGAGUUACAAAUCAGUUUCAAAGCGUCUAAUACAAGUUCAGUCCGUACGAAUAUGGCGGGGUGUCAUACUGGGUUAUUUCUAUGAGUGUGUGUGGAGUCCAAAUGUUUUUCAAUGAUCGGUGUGCUACAGUAGUGUUUCCAAAACAUGGUUUUCAGGGUCCCUCUGUCUGAUGCUGGUUCUGUAUUCAAGCUCAUCAUAUCGAUAACCUGUAGAUUAGAGAUGCUGUUAAUGUAGGAGCUCACUUUGAAGUAAUGCCUUGGAGAUAUUAUUAUACCAAAUCCAGCAGAGGGGGGGACUUGAGACGUGUUUGUUAGGAAGGUGACAGUAUUGUGCACUGUUUGUGAAGCCUGCAGGUGAACGUGUGGCUGAACUGGAACAGUACAGUUGGUCAGAUUAACAGUACUAGAUGGCCAUGCUUGAAUAGAAAAAUGUACGUAGAUACAUUACAUCACUCUCAUGUCUGUCACAAAUAUGUAGUUGUGCGUAACAUAAAGAUUGGAAACAGGGGUAUGGGCACAGCUUGCCUAGCACUGUCUAACAAAAUCCAUUGACCACCACCACCUCGCGAGCUGGCUUAACAACCUGUAUUUCAUUUGUUUAGUUCGUGUAAAACCAAAUCACAUUACACAAAAUGACCAUCACCGUUUUGUGGUGGUCACGUGCCCGACUUCGAGGUCACGACCAUUUGCCAGGCGGCCAGUGAAGAUUUCAAGCUAUUACCUGUUCCAAGAAAUAUUCCAGCGUAUAUCCUAUUGUAAAAUGAUAACUUGUAUUUAAAUUGUUUGUGCAAAUGAAACAAACAAGCCAGAAUGUGGGCAAUAGGUCGGCCUAGAUUUAGGUAUUUUGGAUGUUCCAGGCUAGCUGGUUUCUCCAUUUAGCUAAGCUAGAUUAGCUGACUCUAAAGCAAUAGCUAAUUAACACGUAUUUAAUUUGUUUAUUCCGUAUAAAAGUCAAAGUGCAAAAAUAAUCACCACGUCUGUCAAUAGAAUGGCAUAUAUCCUCGUAAAAUGUUGAUUUGCAGUUUUUACACUUACAUUUGAACUCAUUAAAAACAAUAAGUAACGUGUUAGUAAUUGAACCUUAGAGGUGCUGUUAGGUAGAGUUUCUUACUUUUGGACAGAGCCGUGCUAGCUAGUGUCCCCAUUUCCAGGCAUGGUGCUAAGCUAUAUUAGCUAGCUGUUAGCACUAAGUUAAUGUUUGCCGUACAGAUAUUAGAAAGCUAUCGAUCAUUCAUCUCUCAACAGGACAACAAGUGACUCCUUUCAAAUCACUGCAAGCAGCUACAGUAUUUCAAACAUAUGCAACACUUUAGUUCAGUCGGAACAAACAUAUCAAGACUCGGCGUCUGUCUCGUCAAGCAUGGCCAUUUAGCUUCCAAGGUGAAAUUUUGAUUGAGUGGAGCAGACAAAGCAGUUCAUGUGCCAAUUUGAAUCCUAUUUUUGAAACAUAUUUAUUCCUCGGCUGUUGUAAAUGACAUUUUUUCCUAUCGAGUCUUAUUUAUGUAGAGUUGAUUGAUUCUUCUUGACGAAACAUCCUCAGUGAAACCCGUCUGUCGCAAAACAGUCCAUCUCACAUAUCACAGAUUGGCUCACGUCUCCCUUUUAUUUUCUUAACACUUCUUAAAGCUGAAUUUUUCUGUUGUCUGAGUGAGUUUUGAAGAGUCUGUGCAAUUUUGUACAAAGUGAUGUACUUGACAUACUACUUUAUAUUUCUGUGAAUAAAAUAUGAACAAACAA
Molecule: messenger RNA, 4985 nt
Organism: Hippoglossus stenolepis (Pacific halibut)
Lineage: Eukaryota; Metazoa; Chordata; Actinopteri; Pleuronectiformes; Pleuronectidae
Product: SH2B adapter protein 2
Exons: 9
Coding region: 263-2350 (695 amino acids)
Biological process (GO): intracellular signal transduction; antigen receptor-mediated signaling pathway
Cellular component (GO): plasma membrane
Molecular function (GO): transmembrane receptor protein tyrosine kinase adaptor activity
Source: RefSeq, a predicted model, not a curated record